AUGGCCCAGCUGCUUGUACCGCCAGGACCAGACAGCUUCCGCCCGUUUUGUCGUGAGUCCCUCGAUGCCAUCGAGAGACGGAUCGCUGACGAGAACGCCAAGAAGCCCAAGGCAAAGCGCAACGACGAUGACGACGACGGGCCCAAGCCCAGCAGUGACCUGGAGGCGGGCAAAUCAUUGCCACUCAUAUACGGGGACAUUCCCAAAGGAUUGGUGUCCACACCACUGGAAGACCUGGACACCUUCUACAGCAACCAGAAAGUGAGUUGGAUUGGUCAUCCCAAAGAGCUGGGCUUUGAAACCAAGCAUAGAUGUUUGGAUGAGUUGUGAAAGGUUAAGGCAGUCUUGUAAAGCAAAGGCUUGCAUUAAUGUAUAACACAUAGUUGUCUGUUGCGUUGCAUAAUAGAUACAGUAUUAUGUUUGGAUACAGUAGCCCUCAAUUCUGGAUCCAUGUCCUAUUUUGAGCAGAGAGUUUAUGUUUAUGCAUACUAGUAGUGUCUAUCCAGUCAUGUGUAUGCUGUGCAGUGAGAGAUCUCAAUGUGUCAGGCACUGUGAUUACCCAGAGUUGCAGUAGCACCGGCUUUCUCUGUUGUCAGAUCCAAGUUCAGUUGUUAUUGUGUAGGACAAGUGAUGAAGUACGCUGUCAUCCAUCCAGAGCCUUUGUAUCCAAGGUGACAGAAAAGCUAUGAUUGAUAGGGCUCCCGUCUGACCAUUUUAGGGGAGACAUAUCACGACACCACAGAGUAUCACUGAGCUCUACAAUGUGUGCUAUAGCAACAACAGAAGUUGGUGUUGUGUUGUUGUCCUUUGUUUAAUGAAUCAUUUCCAUCACUCCUAAGUGACCAGGAAUAUGUGUUGACAGUCUCUCUCGCUCUCUCUCUCUCUCUCUCUCUCACAGACCUUUAUAGUAUUGAACCGAGGGAAGGCCAUCUUCCGCUUCAAUGCCACUCCUGCCUUGUAUGUCUUAAGCCCCUUCAACCCUCUUAGAAGAAUAUCAAUUAAGGUUUUGGUACACUCAUAUCCUUUGAUAAAAAAAAGAUUAACCGCAUUGAAUAUUUUUGAGGUCAAAUUAAAUAUGUGUCCUAUAUACUAUGUCUGUAUUGUACAGAUAAUUAUUGCACUUUAUACAAUGGGUGGGUCUAAUCCUGAAUGCUGAUUGGUUAAAACCGCAUUCCAGCCGGUGUCUAUUCCACAAGUUACCAUCAGCUAAAUCUAUUAUGUUAAAAUGGCUGUUUUACUCUUUUCCAUUUGACUGCGCAAUUCCACUGUCUCUUCAACCCAGCCAAGUAAUGUAUAAACUUGAUCUCCACUAUUAAAAGCAUCUAGACAUUAUCUCACAUUUCUUUUAGACUAACAUUUUGUUUUCAACAGCAGAGAUUUGUAUUAACCUUGCUUUCUAUCUCUUCAACAUUUCCAACAUUGUUUCAAUAUUCAAAUUCCAUCUCCAGCUGUCCCAUAGUAAUGAGCGUGUCGGGAGUCGGGGCGAGACAGACAGGCAGGCAGCGUUUCUCAACCAGUCGAAAUCAUGGAUCAGCUGGCAUCAUUUUUGUGGAUAUAUACAAAGAAAUGUCAAUUGAAAAACGGUACAACGAAACGAAGUGCAGCUAGUUUGCGGUCUUUCCAGCUUCAGUUUGUGUCACGGUUAGACGAUGAGGACCACAAUUGGUCACACAGAAAUUUAUUAAAACUAGGAAAAGGAAUGUAGGAGUGAAUGAAGGCUCCAGGGGUAAAGGGACCGUCCAAUGUGCGGUCUGUGCCCCCCCCAUGGAGCGAUGGUCUUGAAGCCGGUGGUGGGUGGUCCAGAAGUCCUGGGGGGGGGAACCGACAACAGGGCGGAAUGAAACAAGCAGCAAUUCAAGGGAAAUCCAAUACGUAGUAGCAGCAGAAGCUGUCGAGUUACCGGAUGAAGGUAGCGGAUCUUAGCAGAGCAGGUCUGAUCUCCUGGCAGAAGAGUACAAAAGGCAGGUCGGGUCACAAACCAGGUGAGCGAACGCGAGCAAACAGGUUCCGGUGGAGUUGCAGACGAUUGACACGAGACUGAAAGACGGCUAAAUACUGGGAGGUAUGGGAUGCGCGCAGGCUGGCAGAGUAAUUAGAGCAGAGCAGAGCAGGGACAGGUGGAGCUAGUUAGGCUGAGUAGAGAGAGUAGUGAGCAGAGUGGAAGAAAUUUAAGGUGGUAACCCGGUGGAGUGAGAGGCUCAUGACAGUUUGAAGUGAUUGUGUUAGCUGUGUUGUUGGUUAGGUCAUCUGAACAACAGUGUCCUGACAAGUGAACACAUUUUCUAUGCCAGGCGAAAUCGCGCCUCAUUAGCUCAUUGUUAUGGAUGUAUCCAAAUAAAUCUCUCCAGAAAACAACUUAAACAAAUGCAAAUGCAGCUACUUUGCUGUUAUUCUGGCUGCACUUUUUGACGUGACUGUAAGUUAGUGUCACGCGACGUGUAUGCGGUCAGCGAAGUCAAACGCAGGACACAGAGCGGCUGGCAACGUACUUUACUGAACACAGUAAAACGUACAAAACAACAAACCUCCAAACAGGGAGGAAAACACAAAUACUCGUAACACAAAGCAACUGCCGAAAUGACAACGAACAAUCACACACAAAAUAACCAAUGAGAGACAGGGGGUAAUAUAGGGAAUACAAUCCAACAUAAUGGGAAACAGGUGUAAACAAUAAAGACCAAACAAGACAAACACCGAAACAUCGAUCGGCAGCAGCUAGUACUCCGGGAACGACGAACGCCGAAGCCUGCCCGGGCAAGGAGGAGGAGCAGCCUCGGCUGAAUCCGUGACAGUACCCCGCCCUUGACGCACGGGGACGGCCAGGAGGACGCGGAGCAGGGCGAGUCGGAUGACUCCGGUGGAAAUCCCUCAAUAGGGAGGGAUCAAGGAUGUCCCUCCUAGGGACCCAGCACCGUUCCUCCGGACCGUACCCCUCCCAUUCCACGAGAUACUGCAGACCCCCCAUCCGACGCCUCGAAUCCACGAUGGAACGGACUGAGUACGCCGGAGCCCCCUCGAUGUCUAGUGGGGGCGGAGGAGCCUCUCGUAUCUCAUUCUCCUGGAGUGGACCAGCUACCACCGGCCUGAGGAGAGACACAUGGAACGAGGGGUUAAUGCGGUAAUUAAUGGGCAGUUGUAACCUAUAACAUACCUCGUUCAAUCUCCUCAGGACUUUAAAUGGCCCCACAAACCGCCGACCCAGCUUCCGGCAGGGCAGGCGAAGGGGCAGGUUUCGGGUCGAGAGCCAGACCCGAUCUCCCGGUGCAUACACCGGAGCCUCACUGCGGUGGCGAUCGGCGCUCGCCAUUUGCCGCCUGAUAGCCCGCUGCAGAUGGACAUGCGCAGCGUUCCAUGUUUCCUCCGAGCGCCGAAACCACUCAUCCACCGCAGGGGCUUCGAUCUGGCUCUGAUGCCAGGGUGCCAGGACCGGCUGAUAACCCAGCACACACUGAAAAGGCGUAAGAUUAGUGGAGGAGUGGCGGAGUGAGUUUUGGGCUAUCUCUGCCCAGGGGAUAUACCCCGACCACUCCUCCUGCCGGUCCUGGCAAUAGGACCUCAGAAACCUACCCACAUCCUGGUUUACUCUCUCCACCUGCCCAUUACUCUCAGGGUGAAAACCCGAGGUAAGGCUAAUCGAGACCCCCAGACGUUCCAUAAAUGCCCUCCAGACUCUAGAGGUGAACUGGGGACCCCGAUCAGACACUAUAUCCUCAGGUCUCCCUACAGCCCGUUUGUAGGGCUGUAGGGAGACCUGGCAUAGGAAUGAGACGGCAGGCCUUAGAAAACCGAUCCACAACGACCAAGAUCGUGGUGUUCCCCUGGGAGGGAAGAAGGUCUGUGACAAAAUCCAUCGAUAGGUGAGACCACGGCCGUUGUGGAACGGGUAGGGGUUGUAACUUCCCUCUGGGCAGGUGUCUAGGCGCCUUACACUGGGCGCACACCGAGCAGGAAGAAACGUAAACCCUCACGUCCCUAGCUAAGGUGGCCCACCAGUACUUCCCACUAAGGCAGUGCACUGUCCGACCAAUACCAGGAUGACCAGAGGAGGGUGACGUGUGAGCCCAAUAUAUAUCAGUCGAUCACGGACCUCGAGCGGCACGUACUUCCGUCCCUCUGGACACUGUGGGGCAGUAGGAUCGGCACGUAACGCCCACUCGAUAUCCGCAUCGACCUCCCACACUACUGGUGCCACCAGACAAGACUCCGGAAGUAUGGGAGUGGGCUCAAUGGACCUCUCCUCUGUGUCAUAUCGUCGGGACAGGGCGUCUGCCUUAGCGUUCUGUGACCCUGGUCUAUAAGUGAGCUUAAAUACAAAUCGGGUAAGAAACAUGGCCCACCUAGCCUGACGAGGGUUCAGUCUCCUCGCUGCCCGGAUGUACUCCAGGUUAUGAUGGUCAGUCAGAAUGAGAAAAGGGUGUUGAGCCCCCUCAAGCCAAUGCCUCCACACCUUCAGGGCUUGAACCACCGCUAGCAGCUCCCUGUCCCCCACGUCAUAAUUGCGCUCCGCCGGACUGAGCUUCUUAGAAUAGAAAGCACAGGGGCGGAGUUUUGGAGGCGUGCCUGAGCGCUGAGACAGUAUAGCACUGAUCCCCGCCUCGGACGCAUCCACCUCAACUUGGAAUGCCAAAGAGGGAUCCGGAUGUGCCAGCACCAGAGCCGAGGUGAACAGGUCCUUCAGAUGUCUAAACGCCCUGUCCGCCUCAGCCGACCACUGCAAACGCACCGGGCCCCCCUUUAGCAGGGAGGUGAUGGGAGCUGCUACCUGUCCAAAGCCCCGGAUAAACCUCCGGUAGUAAUUGGCAAAACCCAAAAACCGCUGCACCUCCUUCACCGUGGUGGGAGUCUGCCAAUUACGCACGGCUGAAACGCGGUCAAUCUCCAUCUCCACCCCUGACGCGGACAACCGAUGUCCCAGGAAGGAGAUGGACUCCUGGAAGAACAGACAUUUCUCCGCCUUCACAUACAGAUCAUGCUCCAACAGUCUACCAAGCACCCGACGCACCAGGGACACAUGCUCGGCUCGUGUAGUGGAGUAUAUUAGAAUGUCAUCAAUAUACACCACUACACCCUGUCCAUGCAAAUCCCAGAAAAUCUCGUCCACAAACGAUUGGAAGACUGAAGGAGCAUUCAUUAAACCGUAUGGCAUGACGAGGUACUCAUAGUGACCCGAGGUGGUACUGAAUGCUGUCUUCCACUCAUCUCCCUCCCUAAUGCGCACCAGGUUGUACGCGCUCCUGAGAUCCAAUUUUGUGAAGAAUCGCGCCCCGUGUAAUGACUCCGUCAUACUAGCAAUCAGAGGGAGAGGAUAGCUGUAUUUGAUUGUAAUCUGAUUGAGACCACGGUAAUCAAUACACGGGCGUAAACCCCCAUCCUUCUUCUUCACAAAAAAGAAACUUGAGGACGCAGGGGAAGUGGACGAUCGUAUGUAUCCCUGUCUCAGAGAUUCGGUGACGUAUGUCUCCAUAGCCGCCGUCUCCUCCUGAGACAGAGGAUACACAUGACUACAAGGAAGCGCAGGGCCUACCUGGAGGUCUAUCGCACAAUCCCCCUGUCGAUGAGGUGGUAAUUGAGUCGCCUUCUUUUUACAGAAGGCGAGUGCCAAAUCGACAUACUCAGGAGGAAUGUGCAUGGUGGGAAGUUGGUUUGGACUUUCCACCGUCGUUGCCCCUACGGAAACACCUACACACCGCCCGACACACUGAUCAGACCAUCCCUUGAGAGCCCUCUGUUGCCAUGAAAUGUUGGGGUCAUGAGAUGUUAACCAGGGAAGCCCCAACACCACGGGAAAUGCAGGAGAGUCAAUCAAAUACAACCAUAUAAUCUCCUCAUGGCCCUCCUGCGUCUUCAUCUUAAGUGGCGCUGUGACCUCCCUAAUCAAUCCCGACCCCAAAGGGCGGCUAUCUAGGGCAUGGAUGGGGAAGGGCACAUCAACUGGUACAAUAGGAAUCCCUAACUUAUACGUGAACCGGCGAUCUAUAAAAUUCCCAGCUGCGCCUGAAUCUACUAGCGCCUUAUGCUGGGAGUGAGGAGAAACCUCGGGAAACACCACUUUAAUACACAUAUGUACAACAGAGAGCUCUGGGUGAGUUGGGUGCUUACUCACCUGGAAUGACUCAUCAGUGCGCUGCCUACUGCCUCGAUUCCUAGGAGACCCUCCCCAGGACCGACCCGCAGUGUGUCCUCUGCGGCCACAGUUGGUGCAGGGGACGGCCUCUCUCCUGGUCUCUCUCCUAGUCUCCCUAGCACCAGCACCCCCGAGCUCCAUAGGGCUCGGCUCGGAAGUGCUGGGGGAUGGAAUGGACGGCCCCGACUCCGGACGUCCGCGGAUAGCCAACAGGGUAUCUAGGCAAAUCGACAUGUCCACCAGCUGAUCGAAGCUUAGGUUAGUGUCCCUGCAGACCAAUUCCCGACGCAUGUCCUCCCUCAGGCUGCACCUGUAGUGGUCGAUGAGGGCCCUCUCAUUCCAUCCCGCAUUGGCAGCCAGAGUCCGGAAGUCCAGUGUGAACUCCUGCGCGCUCCUCUUCCCCUGUCUGAGGUGGAACAGACGCUCACCCACCGCCUUCCCCUCUGGGGGAUGAUCGAACACCGCCCUGAAGCGGCGGGUGAACUCUGCAUAGUUGACUGUAGCGGCGUCUAUUCCCCUCCACUCGGCGUUGGCCCACUCCAGCGCCUUGCCGGACAGACAGGAGAUGAGGGCGGACACGCUCUCGUAUCCCGAGUGCACCGGGUGGACGGUUGCCAGGUAGAGUUCCACUUGGAGCAGCAAACCCUGACACCCGGCCGCGGUGCCAUCAUAAGCCCUCGGGAGCGAGAGCCGAAUCCCACUGGACCCCGGAGGUGAAGCGAUGGGUAUAGCUGAUGGUGGUGGUAUCGUUGGAGGAGGUGUGGGCAAACCUCCUCUUUCCCAUCGCUCCAAGGUGUUCAUCACCCCUUCCAUGGCGGUGCCGAGGGCCUGGAUCAUGGCCGCUUGUUGUGUUACGCGCUCCUCCAUUGAUCCAGCUGGCACCGCUGCUCCUGCUGACUCCAUGUCUUGGUGUGUGAUUCUGUCACGCGACGUGUAUGCGGUCAGCGAAGUCAAACGCAGGACACAGAGCGGCUGGCAACGUACUUUACUGAACACAGUAAAACGUACAAAACAACAAACCUCCAAACAGGGAGGAAAACACAAAGACCCAUAACACAAAGCAACUGCCGAAAUGACAAUGAACAAUCACACACAAAAUAACCAAUGAGAGACAGGGGGUAAUAUAGGGAAUACAAUCCAACAUAAUGGGAAACAGGUGUAAACAAUAAAGACCAAACAAGACAAACACCGAAACAUCGAUCGGCAGCAGCUAGUACUCCGGGGACGACGAACGCCGAAGCCUGCCCGGGCAAGGAGGAGGAGCAGCCUCGGCUGAAUCCGUGACAGUUAGCCGUAGUUGGCUAGCUAGCAAGCAAGGGAUAAGAACGUUGCCAGCCAGUAUGGCAAUGGAACAUUUAGAACGAACGACUGGGUCGCGUCCCUAGAUACAGAACAAAAAGAUUGAACGAUUAGGUCGCGUCUCUGGCAACCGAACCGAUAGACAGAACGACCAGCCGGCUUGGGUAGCAACGCUAGAUUUGUGUCGGGACUAUAUCUUGUGGAAUGAUUAAAUAGUAUGAAUAAAUUCAUCAAACAAAGUUUUUAAUGAAUAUAUGUCAAUCAUUAUAUGAAUAUGUUGGUAACCCAUUGUAUAAAAGUGAUAAUACCCUCGAUGACGGUGUUUGGAGGAUAUAUUGGCACGGUUUGCACCUGUGCCAAUAUAUCCUCCAAACACCGGCUUCUCAGGCAUUAUCACCAAGUUGUGAGUUGUAACACACUGGCCAAGUGUACUAAACAUAUGGUCACAUGAUACGUUCUAUACCUGAGUCAGGUGUUGUAUUGUAUGUCUUGUGUAAUGAAUUUUGAAUCAAUAGGUCUGGACAGUUCAGUUUCCUUGACAACUGCCUCCACAUUGUUUAGCAUGGUAAUCAUGUUCACCAUCCUUACCAACUGUGCGUUUAUGACCCUGAGUCAGCCCCCCGACUGGGCAAAGAAUGUAGAGUAAGUCAUCCUCUUACCCCAAAAUCUACAUGCUUCCACAAUACACACACACAGUAAUCUAUGUAGACUAACCAGUCCCCUUUGUUUCCAACAGGUACACAUUCACUGGAAUCUAUACAUUUGAAUCUCUUAUAAAAAUUCUGGCAAGGGGCUUCUGUGUAGGGAAGUUUACCUUUCUACGAGACCCAUGGAACUGGUUGGAUUUCUGUGUUAUUGUCAUGGCGUAAGUAUUCUCUCAUUUUCCUGUUAUAUGAUCAGUAAAAGGAUACUGUAGCUUUAUUAAGGACUAAUAUUAGCUUCUGAUAUUAUGACUUACCUACAGUUGAAGUCGGAAGUUUACAUACACUUAGGUUGGAGUCAUUAAAACGAGUUUUUCAACCACUCCACACAUUUCUUGUUAACAAACUAUAGUUUGGCAAGUCGGUUAGGACAUCUACUUUGUGCAUGACACAAGUCAUUUUUCCAACAAUUGUUUACAGACAGAUUAUUUCACUUAUAAUUCACUGUAUCACAAUUCCAGUGGGUCAGAAGUUUACAUACACUAAGUUGACUGUGCCUUUAAACAGCUUGGAAAAUUCCAGAAAAUGAUGUCAUGGCUUUAGAAGCUUCUGAUAGGCUAAUUGACAUAAUUUGAGUCAAUUGGAGGUGUACAUGUGGAUGUAUUUCAAGGCCUACCUUCAAACUCAGUGCCUCUUUGCUUGACAUCAUGGGAAAGUCAAAAGAAAUCAGCCAAGACCUCAGAUUAUUUUUUUUGACCUCCACAAGUCUGGUUCAUCCUUGGGAGCAAUUUCCAAAUGCCUGAAGGUACCACGUUCUUCUGUACAAACAAUAGUAUGCAAGUACUAGUCCCGUGGAGCUCAGUUGGUAGAGCAUGGCGCUUGCAACGCCUGGGUUGUGGGUUCGAUUCCCACGGGGGGCCAGUAUGAAAAAAAUUAAAUGUAUGCACUCACUAACUGUAAGUCACUCUGGAUAAGAGCGUCUGCUAAAUGACUAAAAUGUAAAUGUAAGUAUAAACACCAUGGGACCACGCAGCCGUCAUACCGCUCAGGAAGGAGACGCGUUCUGUCUCCUAGAGAUGAACGUACUUUGGUGUGAAAAGUGCAAAUCAAUCCCAGAACAACAGCAAAGGACCUUGUGAAGAUGCUGGAGGAAACAAGUACAAAAUUAUUUAUAUCCACAGUAAAACAAGUCCUAUAUCGACAUAACCUGAAAGGCUGCUCAGCAAGGAAGAAGCCACUGCUCCAAAACCGCCAUAAAAAAGCCAGACUACGGGUUGCAACUGCACAUGGGGACGAAGAUCUUACUUUUUGGAGAAAUGUCCUCUGGUCUGAUGAAACAAAAAUAGAAUUGUUUGGCCAUAAUGACCAUCGUUAUGUUUGGAGGAAAAAGGGGGUGCUUGCAAGCCGAAGAACACCAUCCUUACCGUGAAGCACGGGUGGCAGCAUCAUGCUUGUGGGGGUGCUUUGCUGCAGGAGGGACUGGUGCACUUCACAAAAUAGAUGGCAUCAUGAGGAAGGAAAAUUAUGUGGAUAUAUUGAAGCAACAUCUCAAGACAUCAGUCAGGAAGUUAAAGCUUGGUCGCAAAUGGGUCUUCCAAAUGGACAAUGACCCCAAGCGUACUUCCAAAGUUGUGGCAAAAUGUCUUAAGGACAACAAAGUCAAGGUAUUGGAGUGGCCAUCACAAAGCCCUGACCUCAGUCCUAUAGAAAAUGCGAGCAAGGAGGCCUGCAAACCUGACUCAGUUACACCAGCUCUGUCAGGAGGAAUGGGUCAAAAUUCACCCAACCUAUUGUGGGAAGCUUUUGGAAGGCUACCCAAAACGUUUGACCCAAGUUAAACAAUUUAAAGGCAAUGCUACCAAAUACUAAUUGAGUGUAUGUAAACUUCUGACCCACUGGGAAUGUGAUGAAAUAAAUAAAAGCUGAAAUAAAUCAUUCUCUCUACUAUUAUUCUGACAUUUCACAUUCUUAAAAUAAAGUGGUGAUCCUAACUGAUCUAAGACAGGGAAUUUUUACUAGGAUUAAAUGUCAGGAAUUGUGAAAAACUGAGUUUAAAUGUAUUUUGCCAAGGUGUGUAAUCUUCCGACUUCAACUGUAUAUGACAUAACUAUUGGCAACACUAUACACCGGGGUUCCCCAAUAGGCAGCCCGCGGUCCAUAUUCAGUGAUCGUAUCCCAAUGUAAUCAAGGUUUGAAAUGAUUCUGUUUUUGUCAAAUACUAAGUCUGUUUGGAAUUCUUGUGGUCAAUUUGCAGUUCACAAAUUAUUUAUAACUAUGUCCUGGCCCCCCGACCAUCCGCUCAAGGAAAACUUGGCCCACGGCUGAAUGUGAUUGGGGACCCCUACUGUACACUCACUAAUGUUCACGCUUAAAAAUUCUCACGACAAACCCACUUCUACACUACUAGUAAUUUCACUUACAUGUAUUUCUACUAACACCUACCAGACUUCACUAACAUUUGUUUUUGCUGCAUGAGGCAGAUGAGUUACAACAAGUAUAGGGUAAAUGUCGAUUUAGAUUAGUACAUUGAUUCUGUUUGUUGUUCAGGGGCAAACAUGCCACCUUGGUUUAUUCUUUGUGUUGUUAGUGCAUUAAUUGUUGGUGGCUUACACAAGAGAACAGUCGUAUUGCAAUACUGCAUUAGGAUGGUUGCAAGUCCUUGUAAUUACAAUACUAUGUAGACAUGAUGAAUAUUGAGGCACUCACACUCCUCAGUCUAACCUGAACUUUGAUAGUGUUAUUCCUUGUUUAAUGUCCUCAGACUCCUCACACCUAUUGUCUAUCCCACCAUGUAAUACUGUUUGAGGGGUUUAGGUCCCUUGCCAUGUUACAUUAAUGUAUUUUCUCCUGAACUACAUAAGCUCUAUUGUAAUUGUGAAUUUUCCUGCAGGUAUGUAACAGAGUUUGUAAACCUAGGCAAUGUUUCAGCUCUUCGCACUUUCAGAGUACUAAGAGCUUUGAAAACUAUUUCAGUUAUCCCAGGUAAGAAGUGCCUGCUGCCAGCCCCUUCCUUGUGUCAUGUUUCCUCCGACUGCUCUUUGUUGUCCUGUCAUGGCGUCUGUUUGUGACCUACCCCUUAUUACAGAUAUGUCACAGAGUUUGUGGACCUGGGCAAUGUCUCAGCACUGAGAACGUUCAGGGUUCUCCGAGCUUUGAAAACUAUAUCGGUCAUCCCAGGUGAGAGCAAGGUUAAGGGUUAAGGUUUAGGGGCCAAAGGGUGGUACUGUACUACUCCCUCCAUCAAAGUUAAGGGUCACUUCACCUUUACGCUUUUCUUUAGGUCUGAUGGUUUGCCUCUCAUGCUGCAAUAUGGCCAGUAAAAGCAGGAAUCUGAAGCAGUUCAUUGAAAUGGAAAGGAUUCCUUGCUUUUAGACAUACUAUUUUAUUUCUUGAUUUGUUUAUUUCUCCAGAACAGCCUUGGGGGGCUAGUCGAUUUUGUUUGCAUGAGACUCUGUUUAAAUCCAGCUUGUGUAAUUACGUGUGUGGUGCUGUCCAGCUCUCCUCUCCUUCCUUUGCUGUUUGAGAUGGUUGCUUGUCAGUGUCCUCCCUGACUGGGGUGUCUGCCUUCGUUCAACUGCUCCUGACUGUGCUGUUGGUCUAGUAAAGGUGUGUCAUAUGUCAGAGCUGAUCGUGAUGCAUGUCCACCCUCACAGACAUGCUCACAGACAUGCAUGCUUUUGUUAUUGUACUCUAAGACAUAUUUUCUGAUCCAAGCUCUUAGUAAGGUUUAUAACACACUGGUAUAUCUACAGUACAACAUACAUGCAGUGCAUUUGGAAAGUAUUCAGACCCCUUGACUUUUUCCUCAUGUUGUUACGUUACAGCCUUAUUCUAAAAUGGAUUCAAUUGGUUUUUUCCCUCAUCAAUCUACACACAAUACCCCAUAAUGACAAAGCAAAAACAGUUUUUUUUUGCAAAUUCAAAUUUCAAAUAUCAAAUUUACGUAAGUAUUCAGACCCUUUACUCAGUACUUUAUUGAAGCACCUUUGGCAGUGAUUACAGCUUCGAGUCUUCUUUGGUAUGAUGCGACAAGCUUGGCACACCUGUUUGGGGAAUUUCUCCCAUUCUUCUCUGCAGAUCCUCUCAAGCUCUGUCAGUUUGGAUGGGGAGUGUCGCUGCACAGAUAUUUUCAGGUCUCUCCAGAGAUGUUUGAUCGGGUUCAAGUCCAGGCUCUGGCUGCUAGGCCACUCAAGGACAUUCAGAGACUUGUCCCGAAGACACUCCUGCGUUGUCUUGGCUGUGUGCUUAGGGUCAUUGUCCUGUUGGAAGGUGAACCUUCGCCCCAGUCUGAGGUCCUGAGCGCUCUGGAGCAGGUUUUCAUCAAGGAUCUCUCUGUACUUUGCUCUGUUCAUCUUUCCCUCGAUCCUGACUAGUCUCCCAGUCCCUGCCACUGAAAAACAUCCCCACAGCAUGAUGCUGCCACCACUAUGCUUCACCAUAAGGAUGGUGCCAGGUUUCCUCCAGACGUGAUGCUUGGCUUUCAGGCCAAAGAGUUCAAUCUUGGUUUCAUCAGACUAGAGAAUCUUGUUUCUCAUGGUCUGAGAGUCGUUUAGGUGCCUUUUGGCAAACUCCAAGCGGGCUGUCAUGUGCCUUUUACUGAAGAGUGGCUUCCAUCUAGCCACUCUAUCAUAAAGGCCUGAUUGGUGGAGUGCUGCAGAGAUGGUUGUCCUUCUGGAAGGUUCUCCCAUCUCCACAGAGGAACUCUGGAGCUCUGUCAGAUUGACCAUCGGGUUCUUGGUCACCUCCCUGACCAAGGCCCUUCUUCCCCCGAUUGCUCAGUUUGGCUGGGCGGCCAGCUCUAGGAAGAGUCUUGGUGGUUCCAAACUUCUUUCAUUUAAGAAUGAUGGAGGCCACUGUGUUCUUGGAGACCUUCAAUGCUGCAGACAUUUUUUGGUACCCUUCCCCAGAUCUGUGCCUUGACACAAUCCUGUCUCGGAGCUCUACGGACAAUUCUUUCGACCUCAUGGCUUGGUUUUUGCUCUGAUCUGCACUGUCAAUUGUGGGACCUUAUAUAGACAGGUGUGUGCCUUUCCAAAUCAUGUCCAAUCAAUUGAGUUUACCACAGGUGGAUUCCAAUCAAGUUGUAGAAACAUCUCAAGGAUGAUCAAUGGAAAUAGGAUGCACCUGUGCACAAUUUCGAGUCUCAAAGCAAAGGGUCUGAAUACUUAAGUAAAUGUGAUAUUUCAGUUUUUUUUUGUUGAUACAUUUGCUAAAAUCGAUUUGUCAUUAUGGGGUAUUGUGCGUAGAUUGAUGAGUAUUUUUUUUAUUUAAUCCAUUUUAGAAUAAGACUGUAACGUAACAACACGUGGGAAAAAGGGUAGGGUCUGAAUACUUUCCGAAUGCACUGUAUGUCAAUUUUGGCCAGAACUGCCUGGACAUUAUAAGAACUAUGAGUAGGACUUCCUUAGCUUAUUGUUUUUUUUAUAAUCACCCUUAGAGCAAUAAGGGAAUUAAUUUUAAGCUACAUUGUCAUGUAUGAAUGUGUGCUAUAAACAUAUUACUGGGAUUUGGAUUAGUCAUAAAAGAUAAUGUGCUUAUCAUGGCUCAUAUAAUUCUAGUGGAGAAAAUAACAUGGUAUAACUAGGGUUGCAAAGAUACUGGUAAUUUACCAAAGUUACCGGAAUCUUCAGUAAUUGGGGUAAUUAACAGAAAAUCUAUUGCAAUCUAUCGUAAAUUUGGUAAUUCAUAAUUGAAUAUAUAUAGUAUUAAUUUUGUAUAUCUGUGUCCGUAUUGUCUAUGAGUUUCUAGUAAAUAGACCAUAUGGUUCAAGAGAAAGUAGCCUAAUUAAUGAAAAAAACAUCUAAUCAACAAUGGCAUUAUUUUCAAAUAACUCCAACUAUUGACUUUUUUAAAUUUGUUUUAAUAGUCAUUUAGCAGACGCUCUUAUCCAGAGCGACUUACAGUUAGUGAGUGCAUACAUUUUUUCAAACUGGCCCCCCCGUGGGAAUCGAACCCACAACCCUGGCGUUGCAAGCGCCAUGCUCUACCAACUGAGCUACAGGAGGACUUUUCUUCACAACUGCCACCAAUUUGACACCAAAACAUUGACAACAAACACAUACUGACAUAGUAAAAUAAAUAUAACGUUUGUAAAAAAAUAUAUAAAGGAUAUUAUGCUGAAACGCUCAUAUUAAACACCAAUGGUAUUCACUAAGUUGAUGAUUUAUAUUUAGGAUAAUGUUUUACAGCUUUGUCAUUAUAUGUUUUAUUUUUAAAUAAUCUUAUUUAAUUAUGUCAUAUAUUUAACAUGUGAUAAGGCCACAUAGAGGGUCAGAGAUAAUUACAGACACCUUUGUUAAUCUGAAGUACCCAAAAGGGCUGACCAGAUGUCUUGUAAUAGAUUACAUUAAAUUCUUGAAAAAUACCAAAAUCCUGGUAGUUUACUGGUAAACUUCUAACGUUUCCAGUAAUAUACCCUCACUUUGCAACCCUAGGAGUAACAGAUUAAACAUUCUCAUGGUGUACGACCCAUUGAGACAGUAGAAUGUGUCACUGCACUGCCAGCAAACCAAUCUUUGACAGUUAUAUGAGCAGCUUCUUUUGGACACAUUCACACUGUUUUCAUUUAAACAUAUGAAGCAACAGACAUGUAAGGGUGUGUCAUAUGUCAGAGCUGAUUGUGACACAGGCCCACCCUCACAGACAUGCAUGUUUUUGUUAUAGUACUCUAAGUCAUCUUUUCUGAUCCAAGCUUUUAGUAGGGUUUAUUACACACAGGUAUAAUAAUCUACUAUGACAUAUGUCGAUUUGUGGCCAGAACUACCUGGACAUUAUAACAAUAGAAUGUAGAAUGUGACACUGAGACAAUAGAAUGUGACACUGCACUGCCAGCAUUUAAAUCUCUGAGAAUUAUAUGAGCAGCUUCUUUUGGAUACAUUCACACACAUUUUCUUUUAAACAUAUGAAGCAACAGACAUGCUGUGAUGUUUGCAUUGUAUACAAAUGACGGCGUCUUCUUUCCAUACACUGUAUAAUACUCCUAUGCGAAUAACAGUGAGGUUCUGUCGUGUACUGCAGGCCUGAAGACCAUUGUGGGAGCGCUGAUCCAGUCAGUGAAGAAACUGUCAGACGUGAUGAUCCUCACUGUAUUCUGCCUAAGUGUAUUUGCCCUAGUAGGGCUGCAGCUGUUUAUGGGCAAUUUAAGAAACAAAUGUUUAAGGAUCCCUCUUAACUCAACCAACCUCUUGAAUGAUACAUUCGACUUUAAUGGGACGGACUUCAACAAGACCAGCUCGUUCAACUGGACCUAUUACAUGAAUGAUCCCAGUAAGCAUGUUUCUUUGGAUUCAGACGGUCAUUGGAGGGUUAGUGAAGGCCCUGCUAGUAGCCUCGGACUACAGUGUGUGAGUCACAGCUCAUUGCUAAUAGCCAAACAAGCAGACCCCGGCUGAAGAGCGUAAUGUAAAAUGACAGGAAUGGCUGAGAGGGGUUUGUAAGAGCUUCUGGUGGGAAGUAGUGUGGCGGUUAAUCAUAAGACUGGCUGUUGGUGGAUGAUACUAGUGGAAUGUUUAACUUGUCAACACGGAGGGUAUUGAGUCACCACCCAAGUGGGGAAAAUGGCAGUGGCACCCUGAUGGCCAUGACACUAAGGCCUGGGCAGCCAUGGGAUAAGAGGGGAGAAAAUGGAUAGAGCAUUUCUAAUGACCAGAGAAAGUGCUUCUUGUGAUUAAAGCUUUGAACUGUUCUCUUGUUACAAUGCUGUGAUGGUAUUGAGGACGGAAAUCAUUUAUCCUUUUUGCAGUUGGUGAAAGAUUGACUUUGUCUCUUUUUCCUGUAGAAAACUAUUACUACCUCCCAGGUAAAAGGGAUGCUUUGCUUUGUGGAAAUAACAGUGGUGCUGGGUAAGAUCGAGCCCACAUUACUGUCUUUGUGUCUGAUCAUCAGGAUGCACUAUUAAUUGUUCUUGUUUGUGUGUAUGCAUGCGGGUGUGUACGUGCUUGUUCUCGUGCAUGUCUUUGUGCUUUAACAUCAAAAUAAACGUAUUGUGAAAACAGGAUUUUGUGAAUGUAGAGAUAGUGAUUAUGAUUGGCUUGUCGUUUGUUGUAGGCUGUGCCCAGAGGGAUUCUCGUGCGUCAAAGCGGGCCGGAACCCAGACUACGGCUACACCAGCUUUGACACGUUCAGUUGGGCCUUCCUGUCUCUGUUUAGACUGAUGACUCAGGACUACUGGGAGAACCUGUACCAGCAGGUACUAGAGAGCUCAUCUCCUGUCUUUGCAAUGGCCCCUUUUGUGACAGCAUGCGCAGCACCAUGAGGAAUAUCUCAAUUUUAAAGUAGUCCAUUUUACUUAUUUGAGUGUACUGGCAGUUCUUAAAUAGACUGAAAAUGUGCAUACCACCCCCCACUUUGCUGGAGUUUAUAAUCUAAUCAGGAACAGUAUAAAGCCAAGGUUGGUCAUUAACUGCCACUUGCAGUUAUGGAAUGUUUGCCACCGAAUUGACAACUUCAAAAUCUGUGAAAGCCCUCAAUGGUAGCCUGGUGGAACCAGCCUGAUUGCCAUUCUAUUUACAGAAUGGUGAACACAGCGAUCAGGCUGGUUCCACAAGGUUACCUCAAUGGCGCUGCCCUGGCUAAAACAGGCUUUGGGCCAUCUAUCCAACUCUAUGGUUUGUCUGCUUCAUGCCAUGUGAUACUGGAGGCUUUUUAUUUUUAACAUGUGGAAGGAACUCCUUGUGUUGUCAUUGGACAGACCUAUUUGUGACAGCUUCUGUGCUCUGAGAGUAUAUGCAGUGAAGCUCUUGGGUAUCACUGAGUGACUUGUUAGAAAUAGAGAUGUGUUAUUUACAUUUUAGUCAUUUUGCAGUCAUUUAGCAGACGCUCUUAUCCAGAGCGACUUACAGGUAGUGAGUGCAUACAUUUUUUUUUCAUACUGGUCCCCCGUGGGAAACGAACCCACAACUCUGGCGUUGCAAACGCCAUGCUCUACCAACUGAGCUACACGGGACUGUUAUAAGAGGUGUUGUUACAUACUGUCUCUCUUCCAGACCCUGAGGGCUGCUGGGAAGCCAUACAUGAUCUUCUUUGUGUUGGUCAUCUUCCUGGGCUCCUUCUACCUGAUCAACCUGAUCCUGGCUGUGGUUGCCAUGGCCUACGACGAGCAGAACCAGGCCACCAUUGAGGAGGCUCAGCAGAAGGAGGAGGAGUUUCAGCAGCUGAAGAGACAGCAGGAGGACGCACAGGUACAAGAUGUCACCCAUCUAAAUCCCAUCAUAAAUUAGGUGGUUUGAGCCCUGAAUGCUGAUUGGCUGAAAGAUAUGGUAUAUCAGAUCGUAUACCACAGGUAUGACCAAACAUUUAUUUUGACUCUUCUAAUUACGUUGGUAAUAAUAGCAAUAAGGCACCUCGGGUUUGUCGUAUAUGGCCAAUAUACCACGGCUAAGGGCUAUAUCAAGGCACUCCGCGAUGCGUCUUGCAUAAGAACUGCCCUUAGCCAUAGUAUAUUGGCCAUAUACCACACCCCCUCGGGCCUUAUUGCUUAAUUAUAGCACACCCAUUUCAACAACCUUGGAAUGCCGUUAACAGUAAAAAAUGUUCAGUCAUUGAUACUGUUAGUGUUAUCUGAUUUUUACCAUGAAAUGAAAAUGCCCUGCAUAAGCUUCCAAUAUUUGUAUACACUACUGUUCAAAAGUUUGGGGUCACUUAGACAUUUCCUUGUUUUCGAAAGAAAAGCAAAUUUUUUGUCCAUUAAAAAACAUCAAAUUGAUCAGAAAUACAGUGUAGACAUUGUUAAUGUUGUAAAUGGAUACAUACAUACAGUGGGGAAAAAAAGUAUUUAGUCAGCCACCAAUUGUGCAAGUUCUCCCACUUAAAAAGAUGAGAGAGGCCUGUAAUUUUCAUCAUAGGUACACGUCAACUAUGACAGACAAAUUGAGCAUUUUUCUUUCCAGAAAAUCACAUUGUAGGAUUUUUUAUGAAUUUAUUUGCAAAUUAUGGUGGAAAAUAAGUAUUUGGUCACCUACAAACAAGCAAGAUUUCUGGCUCUCACAGACCUGUAACUUCUUCUUUAAGAGGCUCCUCUGUCCUCCACUCGUAACCUGUAUUAAUGGCACCUGUUUGAACUUGUUAUCAGUAUAAAAGACACCUGUCCACAACCUCAAACAGUCACACUCCAAACUCCACUAUGGCCAAGACCAAAGAGCUGUCAAAGGACACCAGAAACAAAAUUGUAGCCCUGCACCAGGCUGGGAAGACUGAAUCUGCAAUAGGUAAGCAGCUUGGUUUGAAGAAAUCAACUGUGGGAGCAAUUAUUAGGAAAUGGAAGACAUACAAGACCACUGAUAAUCUCCCUCGAUCUGGGGCUCCACACAAGAUCUCACCCUGUGGGGUCAAAAUGAUCACAAGAACGGUGAGCAAAAAUGCCAGAACCACACGGGGGGACCUAGUGAAUGACCUGCAGAGAGCUGGGACCAAAGUAACAAAGCCUACCAUCAGUAACACACUACGCCGCCAGGGACUCAAAUCCUGCAGUGCCAGACGUGUCCCCCUGCUUAAGCCAGUACAUGUCCAGGCCCGUCUGAAGUUUGCUAGAGUGCAUUUGGAUGAUCCAGAAGAGGAUUGGGAGAAUGUCAUAUGGUCAGAUGAAACCAAAAUAGAACCUUUUGGUAAAAACUCAACUUGUCGUGUUUGGAGGACAAAGAAUGCUGAGUUGCAUCCAAAGAACACCAUACCUACUGUGAAGCAUGGGGGUGGAAACAUCAUGCUUUGGGGCUGUUUUUCUGCAAAGGGACCAGGACGACUGAUCCGUGUAAAGGAAAGAAUGAAUGGGGCCAUGUAUUGUGAGAUUUUGAGUGAAAACCUCCUUCCAUCAGCAAGGGCAUUGAAGAUGAAACGUGGCUGGGUCUUUCAGCAUGACAAUGAUCCCAAACACACCGCCCCGGCAACGAAGGAGUGGCUUCGUAAGAAGCAUUUCAAGGUCCUGGAGUGGCCUAGCCAGUCUCCAGAUCUCAACCCCAUAGAAAAUCUUUGGAGGGAGUUGAAAGUCCGUGUUGCCCAGCGACAGCCCCAAAACAUCACUGCUCUAGAGGAGAUCUGCAUGGAGGAAUGGGCCAAAAUACCAGCAACAGUGUGUGAAAACCUUGUGAAGACUUACAGAAAACGUUUGACCUGUGUCAUUGCCAACAAAGGGUAUAUAACAAAGUAUUGAGAAACUUUUGUUAUUGACCAAAUACUUAUUUUCCACCAGAAUUUGCAAAUAAAUUCAUAAAAAAUCCUACAAUGUGAUUUUCUGGAUUUCUUUUUCUCAUUUUGUCUGUCAUAGUUGACGUGUACCUAUGAUGAAAAUUACAGGCCUCUCUCAUAUUUUUAAGUGGGAGAACUUGCACAAUUGGUGGCUGACUAAAUACUUUUUUUCCCCACUGUAGGCGUACAGAGGCCCAUUAUCAGCAACCAUGUCCUGUGUUCCAAUGACACGUUUUGUUUGCUAAUCCAAAUUUAUCAUUUUAAAAGGCUAAUUGAUCAUUAGAAAACCCUUUUGCAAUUAUGUUAGCACAGCUGAAAACUGUUGUGCUGAUUAAAGAAGCAAUGAAACUGGCCAUCUUGAGACUAGUUGAGUAUCUGGAGCAUCAGCAAUUGUGGAUCCGAUUACAGGCUUAAAAUGGCCAGAAACCAAUAACUUAACUUUCUUCUGAAACUUGUCAGUCUAUUCUUGUUCUGAGAAAUGAAGGCUAUUCCAUGCGAGAAAUUGCCAAGAAACUGAAGAUCUUGUACAACGCUGUGUACAACUCCCUUCACAGAACAGCGCAAACUGGCUCUAACCAGAAUAGAAAGAGGAGUGGGAGGCCCAGGUGCACAACUGAGCAAGAGGACAAAUACAUUAGAGUGUCUAGUUUGAGAAACAGACGCCUCACAGGUCCUCAACUGGCAGCUUCAUUAAAUAGUACUCGCAAAACACCAGUCUCAAUGUCAACAGUGAAGAGGCGACUCUGGGAUGCUGACCUUCUAGGCAGAGUUGCAAAGAAAAAGCCAUAUCUCAGACUGGCCAAUAAAAAUAAAAGAUUAAGAUGGGCUAGUCUGAGUUAUGGCUUUUUCUUUGCAACUCUGCCUAGAAGGUCAGCAUCCCGGAGUCACCGCUUUCUUUCGAAAACAAGGACAUUUCUAAGUGACCCCAAACUUUUGAACGGUAGUGUAUGUAUUCAAAGGUUCAAAGGUAUUUAAAGGCACAAAGGUGGCAAUCUAAAUUUAACGGACAUUUAAUAGCUUAUUGUGUCUAUUUCUGAUGUGCUGCUGCUGCUGAGUCUUGUGUUGCCCUUGACGACAGUGGUUUCUGUGUGUUGAUUGGCUUACAGGCGGCAGCAGCGGUGAUAGCAGCUGAGAGCGGGGAGUUCAGUGAGAGAGGGGGGCUCUCUGAAACCUCCUCAGAGGCCUCCAAACUCAGCUCCAAGAGCGCCAAAGAGAGACGCAACAGGCGCAAGAAGAGGAAGCAGAGAGAGGAGGAGGAGGAGAGAGGGGAAAAUGACAAGUUUCACAGGUCUGAGUCUGAGGGCAGUAUGCAAAAGAGUCAUUUCCGCUUCUCCAUGGAUGCCUCCAACCUGCUCAGCUACGACGUGAGAUGUUCCACACCACACCAGGUCAGGCUACUCUUAUUGGUUUUACCUGCUUCUUUCCCCUAUCUUUACCUUUCGCUAUUAAAACUAUGUGUGUUCCCUGUAUUGCUGUAUUGUUGUGCAUGCUACACACUCCAUAGUGAAUCUACCCCUGAUUGGUGUAAGGAUUACUUGCAUCAUCAUCAACAUUAUUUAUUUUCUUUUUGAUUAAAAUUUUGUCCUCAUCAUCAUCAUCAUCAUUAUUUUCGUCAUCAAUAUCGUCUUCAUUAUCAAUAUCAUCGCUACGCUAUCAUCUCCAUUUUCAGCAGCACCAUCAUCUUUCAAUUCCACAAUUUCCUUAUCAUCGUAAUCACUAUCAUCAGCAGCAGCAGCAGAAGCAGCAGAAGCAGCAGCAUUGUGCUUAUCAUCAUAAUCAUCAUUAUCCUCUUCAUCAUGCUCUUGCACAUUUCCUUUUAUAUUAUCCAUGAGGUCAUCCUCUAGAUAAUCAACAUCAUUGCAUCAUCUUCAUCAAAAUCAUCAUCAUCUACAGGACCCACUCUUCCAUCUUAAAUUACUCCACUUCUUAACCCAUGCUUAUACCAGUGAUAGGCACUGAGGAAUAUCUUUCUCUCCCAGUCCUUCCUGAGUAUCCGUGGACCCCUGUUGUCAUCCAGACGGAACAGCCAGGCUAGCCUCUUCAGCUUCCGGGACCGAGCGCAAGACAUGGGCUCGGAGAAUGACUUUGCCGACGACGAGAACAGCACUUUCGAGGACAACGACAGUCGCCGGGGCUCUCUGUUUGUCCCCCGGCGGAGUGACCGGCGCUCCAGCAACCUGAGCCAGAACAGCAUGUCGUCACACGUCCUGCUGCCGGCCAAUGGGAAGAAGCACAGCUCCGUGGACUGCAACGGGGUGGUGUCCCUGGUGGGCAGGGCUUCACUUCCCACAUCACCUGAGGGACUCCUUCUGCCAGAGGUGACGGUAGAUAAGGCCUCUACCGAUGACAACGUAAGGAAGUGUGGUUUAGCCUGGAUGGCCUAGACCAGCUCUGUGCUGUCUCCACCUACCGAGCCUCUACUGUAGUUCUGCUGUGGUGUUGUAGUGUGUCUCUUGUUGGUUUCCCUUCUCUCUUUCUGACUAGAUGUGUUUUCCUUGGUCUUAUACUGUAUACACGACAUGUACACACAAAAAAAUAACAUUUGUUUUAAAAAAUGUAAUAGAAGGCAGUAUAAACAUAUCUAGUUUUCAUAUAGAUUGUGUAAUAUUCCAUAUUUGUACGAACCUAUUUCAAUAUUUCUAUUGAUGUGAUUGCAAAUACAGUAUUUUUUGGGUUUAAUAGAUAACAUCCUGGUUAAGCGAUUAUUAAGCCUCUUAAACAUAGCCAUCUUUUGUCGGUAACUUUGUGCUAACUGCUGAUGCAAUUGGUUUGUGAUGACUUAUCAAUCCAUUGAAGAUGCUUCCAAAUGAUGUAACUUUAUGUAACAGAUGAAUCUAUGUACGUCCAGGGCAACACCACGGAGACAGAGUACAGGAAGGCCCAAAGUGGAUCGUACCAGGCCUCUAUGGACUUCCUGGAGGACCCAGGGGCCAGGCAGAGGGCCUUCAGUGUAGCUAGUGUUCUAACUAACACUAUGGAAGGUGUGUACGACUAUGCCAUACCCUAGACACCCCCUAAAACAAAUAGCAUGAAUAGACAAAAUGAGGACACAUUCAUAAAACAAAUGUUUUUCUGUUAUUUCUCCUCUAUAUGUAUCAGAACUUGAAGAGUCGAGACAGAAGUGCCCUCCUUGCUGGUACAAGUUCUCCAACACCUUCCUCAUCUGGGACUGUUGUCCAGCGUGGCUGAGGAUCAAGAAGAUAGUCAAGAUGAUCGUGAUGGACCCGUUUGUAGACCUGACUAUCACCAUUUGCAUUGUUAUGAACACAGUGUUCAUGGCUAUGGAGCACCACCCAAUGUCUGGGGAUUUCAACAAAAUGCUUUCUAUGGGAAACCUGGUACGUCAUUCUUUUUUGCCAUAUCACUUUGAAUCGGCCAUUUUAGACCCACCAUGACAUGUUAAUUACUGUUGUCACUGUUUUGUGUGUUGUUUUACUCAGGUGUUCACGGGUAUCUUCACAGCUGAGAUGUGUUUCAAGAUUAUUGCUUUGGAUCCGUACUGUUAUUUUAAGGAAGGCUGGAAUAUAUUUGAUGGUAUCAUUGUCAGUUUGAGCUUGAUGGAGCUUGGCUUGGCCAACGUGCCUGGAAUGUCUGUCCUCAGAUCAUUCCGAUUGGUAAGAGCAGAGCAUUGACACUCCAGCACAGCAUCCAAUAUGCUGCAUGUUCAGUCAAUAAUCACUGGUAAAAAGUAGACUGUGAACAUAUUGGAAUAGCAAUGAAUAUUAAUCCUAUUCUCAUUUUUGUAUGCAGCUGAGAGUAUUCAAACUGGCCAAGUCUUGGCCCACACUGAACAUGCUGAUCAAGAUCAUUGGUAACUCAGUGGGGGCUCUGGGUAACCUCACCCUGGUCCUGGCCAUCAUCGUCUUCAUCUUCGCCGUGGUGGGCAUGCAGCUGUUUGGGAAGAGCUACAGAGACUGUGUGUGUAAGAUCUCUACAGACUGUACACUGCCCCGCUGGCACAUGCAUGACUUCUUCCACUCCUUCCUGAUUGUGUUUCGGGUGCUGUGCGGGGAGUGGAUCGAGACCAUGUGGGACUGCAUGGAGGUGGCUGGCCAGAGCAUGUGUCUCAUCGUCUUUAUGAUGGUCAUGGUCAUUGGGAACCUGGUGGUAAGUUUUCAGCUCUAUGCUGUAUCUGUAUUACUGUUAAUCCACUGUAAGUUUUUAUCAAUUACAGUAACUUUGAAACAUAAUGUGUGUGUGUUUGUGUGUGUGUGUGGCAGGUCCUGAACCUGUUCCUGGCCUUGCUGCUGAGCUCGUUCAGUGCUGAUAACCUGGCGGCCACGGAUGAUGACAGCGAGAUGAACAAUCUGACGGUGGCCAUAGGCCGCAUCCACCAGGGUAUCGCCUUCGUCAAGGCCUUGGUGCGCCGCUCCUUCCACAGCAUAUGUCUGAGGAAAAAGAAGGGGAGCCUGAAUGAGGACAAGCCCCUGGAUGACCUCCAUAAAACCAACUACAACUCCAACCACACCACUGUGGAGAUCAUGAAAGACCCUGAAUACGUGAAGGAUGACAACGGCACCACCGGUGGGGUUGGAGUGGGCAGCAAUGCAGCAGGGAAGUACAUAGUCAACGACAACACUGACUACAUGCAGUUCAUCCACAACCCCAGUCUGACUGUCACAGUGCCCAUCGCUGUGGGGGAGUCGGACUUUGAGAACCUCAACACUGAGGACUUCAGCAGCGAUUCCUCGGACAUAGAGGGAAGCAAAGAGGUGAGCAUGUUCACUUGAUUUGGUCUGGCAUGAUUCUAUGUGGAAGUAGUACACAGUCUGAAAUUCUUGUACAUAGUUUGAAAUCAACUGUUGAUCUAGGUUUACGAUUUGAAAAAAAAGACAGUGACGUUAUGAGCUUCAAAAAGACAGUGAUAUUAUGCAAAUAUCUGCUUGUUUGCUCUUGUUUGUCCACAUUAUCUAACAUAAUUACAUUGGAAUGACUCAUUAGAGAUGAUUGCACUUUUUCCAAGUGAUGCAGUAUCUGCAAAUGGUGACAGCCAGAGCCAGGUGAUGCUCAAAUAUUAUAAUGUAAUAUUGUGCGUGUUUGGCACAUUAGAGCUUAGAAAGAGGGAAUUGCUGGCCUUUCACUCGCUGUUCAUUCGGGUGUUAAUCAGUUGUAAGUUAUGGACAUAGAACAGCUGCAUAUGUACAAGGUUGCCAACAUGUAAUGACCACACUCAAAGAAUUCCCCAAAAUUAUGCACAAUUAUGAAAAUACUGUCAUUAUAUUUUAUCCAGGGAACAAUAACAUUUAGUCCCUCCAGUUCCCUUAUCACAGUUUUAGAUCAUGUACAGUAUUGAUGUCAAUGAGAGAUAUGCAAGUCGGGGUAAUUUCUCAGAUCUCAUGUUAGGCUUGGGCCGUUAGUGAUCACUACGUUUCUGUAUAACUUCCGAUGUCUCAUCUAUCAAUGGCUCCUAAUUUUAUGGCCUAGGCUGACAAAAUAGAGCGAGAGGCAAAUAGAAUAUGAACGAUGGAUGAAGACCGAUUCAGAUAUUGGCUGUUGUGUGGUCCAUAUGCGGAUGCAUUUGUUGUUUCAGAUAAGUAGGAACUUCCAUUGCAGUGGUCAUGCUGGUGCACUUAACCUAUGGUGCAUGGCAAGCAAAGUAUGAGCAUGUGACAUUAUGGAUCCCCUGGAGUCCCUGUAUACCAUGACCCUUUAACGAGGAGAAGCCUGAGAGACAGGAAAAUACUUUUCUUCAAAUUACAUUAUGUGCCAUUGAAGUCUGAGUGCUAUGCAGCGACAUCCUCCUCUUUAGGGAGCUUUAAUGCCUUGUGUUGUAGAUAGCCAGCCCCCCCCCCCCCUCUCUCUCUCUCUCUCGCUCUCUCUCUCUCGCUCUCGCUCUCUCUCUCAGAAUAUGGUAUAAACUGAGGGCCUACUGUGAAUUAGUAUCUAUGGUAACAUUGCAGUCAGACAAUCAUAAAAUGUCACUGUUACAGUGUAAUUUAGCUGAUGUUGUUGUACGGUGCUGUUCAUGUUGUUAUGAUACUGUAAUUACUAUUUAUUAUUUAACAAUAAUGACUGUUGUAAAUUUGGUGAGAUUGUAUUUCCUUCACUUGUAAGUGUACUUUCUGAGAGGUUAAUAUGUGACUAACAUGCUUUGCUUCCAGACCAGGUAGCAUGUGGGACAGUAACUUACCACACUUAACCCCAUUUGUUAUUGCAGCUGUUUCACAGACGCUCUCAAGGUUUUCAAUGAGAGGAGACUUGUAAGACCACUUUAUUGUACAUAACACUAACCAUGGAGGUUGCCUAUUCCAUUUACCAAAAAGGAACAACCUUUUUAUUGGAUUGCUCAUCUAUGUUUGUUUCUGCUUGAUCAUACUUUACUCCCUACUUCAUUUAUAUUCAUUCAGCAGCCGUUCUGAUGCUGCCAACCCUGAUGUUUUUUUCUUCCAUUUUUGAUAUAAGGCUUCUUUGCAAUACUUCCUUUUUUAAUGAAUGAUCAACACCACUGUUUCCAUCAACAGUUCAGCCCAUGGUUAUUCUUUUGUUUUGUUCCUUUGGUUUGGUUUUGUCUUGGGGACUGGAUUGCUCAGCAGCCAGAGAGCACCUGGAGCUUAACAAAUCUGACUGAAAUGCUGUAGAGUAAUGGAUUUUGAAGAUCAAAAUUCAUUGGAGGACAAAUAUUAUCCAUAAUGGAAUGAUGAAAGCAGAUGAUUACAAAUGCUUGUUUUUAAGAAGAACAUAAUUAUUUCAAUCAGCUGGGUUUCCAAAAUAAAUGUUGUUGCUAGUAGGCAUACCGUUAUUAAUGAUAGUGCAGGUAAGAAUACAGAGCAUAAAUACUACUUUUAUAUAGUAAUGACUAAUUAUAAUUUACUUAGGUAGCUGAAUAAGCUCAAGUCCAAAAGAGGUGCAACUUCUUUGGUUACUACUAAUAACAGAUAGUAGAGUAUAUUGUACAGCAUAUGGAAAUGAGAAGACAUCGUAGUGCCUACAAUAGUACCUAAAUUGAAGGUCAAACAUCUCUAUGAUUGCAGUAGCAUAGUCAAAUUGAGUAUUCAGCGCAUAUAUCAUUGUAGCAUGCACAUCAUUCCCCAUUCUGCAUUAGCUAGGUCCCAUGACAGCUCAGUGCUGUUGCACUCUCCAGAAAGGCAUUAAGGCUGCUCUCAGUUCAAGGCUGUUGGAAGACACACCCAGUAGAAAGACACCAAGUGCUUGAGGAGACACGGUGAAUAAGCUAAUUAUUGACAAACCUCAUACAAUUGGCCCAUGUUUGAAUAUUGUCAAGUGUAUUAGAUGUUUGACAUCAUUGCAUGGUGAAGUUGAUAUAUUUUGUAAUCCAGCACACCUCUUCUAAAAGCAGCUUUCCUCUAGUUAUUGCACUGUAUUUAGGACAUUUUCUAAGCACUAUUUUCUAUUGUCAGACAUUGGAAAGAGUGGGGGGGCAGAGGAAAGAGUGCCUCCUACUGGCCCAAAACCACUUCCAGCAGCAUCUGGUCUCCCAUCCAGUACCAACCCUGCUUAGCUUUUAGAGGCAAGCCAGCACUUUUAGAGGCAAGCCAGCAGUGGGAUGCAGGGUGGUAUGCUGCUGGUUUAUUGUGUGAUCCACAUUGGUCCAAAAAUCACAAAGGCUUUGUAAAACCAUAUAGGAUCUAUAACUACAUUGUUUCCCCAAUAAAACCACAUUACUCUCUCAACUUAUCUUGUCUCAGGUGUUUAAUGCCCUGUCUCCAGGGAAGGUUUGAGUGAUUAGGCGGUCCUAAUCUGACACUAGCCUGGAAUGCAGACUCCUUAAUGCCUGUCUUGGUUAAAGUGCACAACACUGUUAUAUCUGCUGUUAAGCUAAUGCAGGCUACCCUCUUUUUAAAUGAAUGAGGCUUGUCUACUGCUUAGCAACUGGACAUAUGUGUUUUCAUGUCAAUGAGGGAAAUGUAAAGGGGGAAAAAACAGUUUGUUUGGGUCAAAAAGUCCUGGACAUGAAAAUACUGGCGCACACAGGCUUGGUUCAAACACACACUUUUAGAGAAAGCAUGCCAUAUGACUAAAGUGAAAUCAUUUUUACCUACAGCCUUUAUCGAGAUACAAAUAUAUUUUCCAACAGUAUACCAGCAUCUGUUAGCCUACAAUUUGACUUUCCAAACUAUACGUGUCUCAUCUCCUAAGUCUGUAGGUACUUUUGAUUGAUUCUGCAUGAAAUGUUACAACUCUAAACAAAGACAAAGACCCUGUGAGCUUACAUAUGGCAAGCACCCUUGCAUCACUGGGUGACCCAUUGUAAUGAGGCUCAGUAUGUCAGCUCCCGGGCAAAUGCUAGAUUCCCAGGCCCUGUCACGGGUGUGUUAUGCUAAUGUUGCUCUGGCUUCGCUCCCCUUGCAGCAGCUAGCUAAAGACCGUCCACUGAGCUCAUCAGAGGGCAGUACAGUGGACAUCAGGCCCCCAGGAGAGAGAGAGGGCUUGGUGGACAUGGAGCCUGAGGAGUCCAUGGAAGCUGAAGGAUGCUUCACUGAUGGUGAGAGAUACAAUAGGCUACAUCUCAGGAUGUGGGUAUUGUUUUUUUGUGAAUGGCUUCAGGCAUAACAAGCUGGAACCCAGAAAUAGAAUGGGUCUGAUCAGAAAAUAGUUAGACAUUCGUCAUGGGCAUUUCUCUAGGAAUGAGGUGAUCUUUAUAAUAGAAUCAUAAGACACAAAUAUAACAGAAGUAUUAUCUGUUAACCAAUGUUGUCUGCUUUCAGACUGUGUCCGUAGAUUCCAAUGCUGCCAAGUGAACGUCGAUGAGGGCAAGUGGAAGAUGUGGUGGACAUUGAGGAAGACCUGCUUCAGGAUAGUGGAGCACAACUGGUUCGAGAGCUUUAUCAUCUUCAUGAUCCUGCUCAGCAGUGGAGCGCUGGUGAGUGGGGAAGUAAUGAUUUGGGGAAGGAUCUGAGGCUAUGAGAGAGAGGGCAGGCAGAUUAUCCUCCAUUGUCUGACUUACAGUAGUACCCUUAUGAGAAACAAUGGAGUAGAAAUGCUGUGAGGGUUGUUCUGUGCUUAGUACUGUGUAAUUGACCAUUCUGUGAUCCUUGACACAGAAUUAACUGGUAACAGAUCUGAUGAGGCAGCAGCAGCUGCUCUGGUGUAUGAGAUUAGUGUGGGUUAUAGGAAGUGAUUUGCUUGUGUUUACACCAAGGCAUUUGAGGACAUCUACAUCGAACAGAGGAAGACCAUUAAGACCGUGUUGGAGUUUGCAGACAAAGUCUUCACCUACAUCUUUAUCCUGGAGAUGUUGCUGAAGUGGGUGGCCUAUGGAUUCGCCAAAUACUUCACCAACACCUGGUGCUGGUUGGACUUCCUUAUUGUUGACGUAGGUCUUUUUUAAAACUAUGUCUUCACUUGCACAAUAAAUAUAUACAGUUGAAGUCGGAAGUUUACAUACACUUAGGUUGGAGUCAUUAAAACUCAUUUUUCAACCACUCCACAAAUUUCUUGUUAACAAACUAUAGUUUUGGCAAGUCAGUCUACUGUGUGCAUGACACAAGUAAUUUUUCCAACAAUUGUUUACAGACAAAUUAUUUCACUUAUAAUUCACUGUAUCACAAUUCAAGUGACUCAGAAGUUUACAUACACUAAGUUGACUGUGCUUUUAAACAGCUUGGAAAAUUCCAGAAAAUGAUGUCAUUGCUUUAGAAGCUUCUGAUAGGCUAAUUGACAUAAUUUGAGUAAAUUGGAGGUGUAACUGGGGAUGUAUUUCAAGGCCUACCUUCAAACUCAGUGCCUCUUUGCUUGACAUCAUGGGAAAAUCAAAAGAAAUCAGCCAAAACCUCCCAAUUUCUUUUUUUAGACCUCCACAAGUCUGGUUCUUCCUUGGGAGCAAUUUCCAAACGCCUGAAGGUACCACGUUCAUCUGUACAAACAAUAGUACGCAAGUAUAAACACCAUGGGACCACGCAGCCGUCAUACCGCUCAGGAAGGAGACGCGUUCUGUCUCCUAGAGAUGGACGUACUUUGGUGCGAAAAGUGUCAAUCAAUCCCAGAACAACAGCAAAGGACAUCGCUAGAGGAAACAGGUACAAAAGUAUCUAUGUCCACAGUAAAACGAGUCCUAUAUCCACAUAACCUGAAAGGCCGCUCAGCAACGACGAAGCCACUGCUCCAAAACCGCCAAAAAAAGCCAGACUACAGUUUGCAACUGCACAUGGGGACAAAGAUUGUACUUUUUGGAGAAAUGUCCUCUGGUCUGAUGAAACAAACAUAUAAUUGUUUGGCCAUAAUGGCCAUCGUUAUGUUUGGAGGAAAAAGGGGGUAGCUUGCAAGCCGAAGAACACCAUCCCAACCAUGAAGCACGGGGUGGCAGCAUCAUGCUGUGGGGGUGCUUUGCUGCAGGAUGGACUGGUGCACUUCACCAAAUAGAUGGCAUCAUGAGGAAGGAAAAUUAUGUGAAUAUAUUGUAGCAACAUCUCAAGACAUCAGUCAGGAAGUUAAAGCUUGGUCGCAAAUGGGUCUUCCAAAUGGACAAUGACCCCAAAUGUCUGGCAAAAUGUCUUAAGGACAACAAAGUCAACGUAUUGGAGUGGCCAUCACAAAGCCCUGACCUCAAUCCUAUAGAACAUUUGUGGGCAGAACUGAACAAGUGUGUGCGAGCAAGGAGGCCUACAAACCUGACUCAGUUACACUUAGUUGCUUUUGGAAGGCUACAUAAAACGUUUGACCCAAGUUAAACAAUUUAAAGGCAAUGCUACCAAAUACUAAUUGAGUGUAUGUAAACUUCUGACCCACUGGGAAUGUGAUGAAAGAAAUAAAAUAUGAAAUAAAUAAUUCUCUCUACUAUUAUUCUGACCUUUCAUAUUCUUAAAAUAAAGUGGUGAUCCUAACUGACCUAAGACAAUGAAUUUUUACUAGGAUUAUAUGUCAGGAAUUGUGAAAAACUGAGUUUAAAUGUAUUUGGCUAAGGUGCAUGUAAACUUCCGACUUCAACUGUGUGUAUAUAUAUAUACACUACCGGUCAAAAGUUUUAGAACACCUACUCCUUCAAGGGCUUUUCUUUAUUUGUACUAUUUUCUACAUUGUAGAAUAAUAGUGAAGACAUCAAAACUAUGAAAUAACACAUAUGGAAUCAUGUAGUAACCAAAAAAGUAUUUAACAGAUCAAAAUAUAUUUAAUGUUUGAGAUUCUUCAAAUAGCCACCCUUUGCCUUGAUAACAGCUUUGCACACUCUUGGCAUUCUCUCAACCAGCAGUUCAUUAGAGUUACCAGCCUCAGAAAUUGCAGGCCAAAUAAAUGCUUCACAGAGUUCCAGUAACAGACACAUCUCAACAUGUUCAGAGGAGACUGUGUUAAUCAGGCCUUCAUGGUCGAAUUGCUGCAAAGAAAUCACUACUAAAGGACACCAAUAAGAAGAAGAGACUUACUUGGGCCAUGAAACACGAGCAAUGGACAUUAGACUGGUGGAAAUUUGUCCUUUGGUCUGAUGAGUCCAAAAUUGAGAUUUUUUGUUCCAACCGCCGUGUUUUUGUGAGACUAUGUGUGGGUGAACGGAUGAUCUCCGCAUGUGUAUUUCCCACCGUAAAACAUGGAGGAGGUGUUAUGGUGUGGGGGUGCUUUGCUGGUGACACUGUCUGGGAUUUAUUUAGAAUUCAACUUAACCAGCAUGGCUACCACAGCAUUCUGCAGCGAUACGCCAUACCAUCUGGUUUGGGCUUAGUGGGACUAUCAUUUGUUGUUCAACAGGACAAUGACCCAACACACCUCCAGGCUGUGUAAGGGCUAUUUGACCAAGAAGGAGAGUGAUGGAGUGCUGCAUCAGAUGACCUGGCCUCCACAAUCCCCCGACCUCAACCAAAUUGAGAUGGUUUGGGAUGAGUCUGACGGCAGAGUCAAGGAAAAGCAGCCAACAAGUGCUCAGCAUAUGUGGGAACUCCUUCAAGACUGUUGGAAAAGCAUUCCAGGUGAAGCUGGUUGAGAGAAUACCAAUAGUGUGCAAAGCUGUCAUCAAGGCAAAGGGGGGCUAUUUGAAGAAUAUCAAAUAUAAAAUAUAUUUGGAUUUGUUUAACACUUUUCUGGUUACUACAUGAUUCCAUAUGUGUUAUUUCAUAGUUUUGAUGUCUUCACUAUUAUUCUACAAUGUAGAAAAUAGUAAAAAUAAAGAAAAAUUGUUGAAUGAGUAGGUGUUCUAAAACCUUUGACCAGUAGUGUGUAUAUAUAUAGCCAGAGUAAAGUCAAAAUCACCUUGUAAUUGCAAAGUCAUUGUAAUGUCGUUUCAUUGCUGAAAUGAUAAUGUAAUGUAGUUAAGGCGAGACAGUGAACCAUUGCCUGGUUUAAAACAUAUCUUUGAGACAGAGGCUAGCCUCCACUGAGUGUCAAUCAGGUAGUCGCGUGUCUCAUGAUGACAUCAUUGUGUUUACAGGUCUCUUUGGUCAGUCUUGUGGCCAACGCCCUGGGCUACGCUGAGCUGAGUGCCAUCAAGUCCCUGAGGACUCUGCGAGCGCUGAGGCCCCUGAGAGCGCUGUCCCGCUUCGAGGGCAUGAGG
Molecule: messenger RNA, 31678 nt
Organism: Coregonus sp. 'balchen'
Lineage: Eukaryota; Metazoa; Chordata; Actinopteri; Salmoniformes; Salmonidae
Source: the annotation of a GenBank genome assembly